CAUCUUUGCUUUACACACUGGGUCACCAUGUACAAGACAGCAGCGCUUAGAUCAAUCACAAGCGCCCUGCGCACACCUGGAGUAUUGAAUGUCUCCUCGAGGUCAGCGGUCACAGGCUUGAGGUUCGCAUCGACCCGUCGACCCGUUCCGGGAUCGUCUGGUACCCCAGCUUCAGAGGAUGCAGCCUUUUCCCGACUCCAGCCAGGGGAGGAGAUCGAUCCACAGUUGCAAGGAUAUCCCCAACUCCCCUAUGUUUUCACCCAAGAACGUCCAGCGAAGGGCUGGUGGGACAGGCAGAACCGUAGAAACUUUGGAGAAGUGCUACACGAGGAAAACGACAUGCUCGGUAUCUUCGGACCAGACAAGCCAGCAGUGUCAAGCCUCAGAGCUACUCUUCAGAUCCUCACCGCUACCGCCUGCGUUGCUUUGAUAGGAUACAUUGGAACCAAGAUCAUGCCGGAGCGUUCCGCCGUUCCAAGGCAAUACCCUUACAAUGGCCUCGAGAAGGAAUAUGGCGGAGGAGCAUAUCAUCCGAACCCAGAGACGCAUGAAGACGACGACGAAGAGUGAAUAUUAGGUGAUUGGCAGACUCUAAUAUGCACCAAAGUCAAGGAAGUGGUCCAGUGU
Kockovaella imperatae is the source of this 627-nucleotide messenger RNA. RefSeq lists its product as hypothetical. Bases 28 to 570 code for a protein of 180 amino acids. Gene Ontology annotation, cellular component: mitochondrion. Lineage: Eukaryota; Fungi; Basidiomycota; Tremellomycetes; Tremellales; Cuniculitremaceae. The record is from RefSeq and is a predicted model, not a curated record. The transcript is spliced from 4 exons.